GGAUAUUAUGCAGUCCUCUCCAACCUCGUCCAGCUUUUCUUGCACGAAGAUAGAGAGAGAAAGGAGAGACAGAUAUGGAAGGAGGGAAGAGGAGAGUAGGAGGAGAGAAGAAGGAUUUGUUCCAUGUGAUUCAUAAGGUGCCGGCGGGGGAUAGCCCUUAUGGUCGAGCCAAGCACAUCCAGCUUGUGGAGAAGGAUCCAGAGACGGCGAUCGUAUGGUUUUGGAAGGCAAUAAAUGCUGGGGACCGGGUGGAUAGUGCACUGAAGGACAUGGCAGUGGUAAUGAAGCAGCAGGACCGUGCAGAGGAAGCGGUCGAAGCCAUCAAAUCCUUCAGGCACCUCUGCCCUAAGCAGGCGCAGGAAUCCUUGGACAAUCUCCUCAUUGACCUUUACAAGAAAUGUGGAAGGAUAGAGGAGCAGAUAGAGCUUCUAAAGCAAAAGCUGCGGAUGAUAUGCCUUGGCGAAACCUUCAAUGGGAAGAGCACCAAGACAGCACGCUCCCAUGGCAAAAAGUUCCAGAUCUCAAUUCAGAAAGAAACUUCGCGCAUCCUGGGCAAUCUGGGUUGGGCCUACAUGCAGCACAAGAACUAUGACGCGGCUGAGGCAGUAUAUCGCAAAGCUCAAAUGGUCGAGCCUGAUGCGAACAAGGCGUGCAAUCUCAGCCUCUGCCUCAUUAAAAAGGGACGGUUCGACGAGGCCCGGGCAGUGCUCGAGGAAGUCCUGCACCGUAGAUACCCAGGCUCUGAUGACAGCAAGACGAUUGGCCGGGCGGAAGAGUUGCUGCGUGAGAUCGAACUGCAGCCGGCUGUUUCUCCAUUGGAUGUGGGCUUGAGCACAAGAGAUGAGAUCAUGGAGAGACUGGACCUUGUGAUGAACGAGUGGGCCCCAUUCCGAUCCAAGAGGUUACCAAUAUUUGAGGAGAUUUCCACCUGCAGAGACCAGAUAGCUUGUUGAUUCUUUUAGCUUCUGUUUUCGCCUUUUUGUAAUGUUAGGAUAGAAAUGUGCAUAUAUGUAUAUAUAUAGUCUGAUGGGAGUGUAAUGACACUUCGUCAUUAGUCUUAACAUUAAAUUUGUUAAUGCAGAAUAAAACAGCUUUUAAUAAGGGCAAGGAUCGAUGCUUUAA
Phoenix dactylifera (date palm) is the source of this 1122-nucleotide messenger RNA. Its product is annotated as protein SULFUR DEFICIENCY-INDUCED 1-like. The record is from RefSeq and is a predicted model, not a curated record. Lineage: Eukaryota; Viridiplantae; Streptophyta; Magnoliopsida; Arecales; Arecaceae. Gene Ontology annotation, molecular function: protein binding.